CGCCACUCAAACACAGGAAAUAGAUGGCUGAAAAAGGACAGAUCACUAAGAUCUGUCCUUUUCACUAAGAGCAUUUAUAUUUCCCCUCAUCCCUCCCUCCACCUAUCCAUGCAUUUGUUAAUUACCCUUAUUAGUAAAUAGGCUCACAGGCUUUCAUCUCUCCAACUCCCUCUUUCCACAACUCUCUUUUCAUCUUCGCCAUUCUUUAACAGCAUGGAUAUGGAUAUGGAUAUGGACUUGGAGAGGAUCAUUCAGUGCAUCAAACAAGGAGACCAGGACAGUGUCCAGAUACACCUGGACCACUACAACACUCAGUAUGCUGAAUGCUUCUUCUUCAAUAUUGAGGAGAGGGAAAGAAGAAAGCAAAAAGAGCUGGAUGAGUUCAGGAAGAACAAAAUGAGGGACUUUGUUCCCGACUCGGACUCUGAUUUCAACUCAGACUCAGAUGACGCUGAGGACCAGGAUCUCCUUCUCAGACGGAGGCUGGCUGCAGCCCUGGUGUGGUUUAUCCGUACCCAGCUCCAGCCGGGGGUUCUGAGAGUGACCCUGCGUACGCUACGUAUCCUGUCCCGCGACCGGCAGGCUCUGGCGCCCCUGGUGACCGACACCGCCCUCCUCACCCUAGCCCACCUGGGCGGCAUAACCUCCCUGCCCAUCCCCGAAGGCCAGGAGGAAGACGAGGAGGAAGGUCAUGAUGCCGAGAGAGAAGAUUACGGCUAUGUCCUCGGUGACGUCAGUUCGGAUGCCUGUAAACAGAGCGACACAGAGGCCAGUGAGUGCAGUAUGGGCGCUAAUGCUAAUGCUAGCUUGUUAGCAGUUAGCAAUGUGGAUGCUAACGUUGUCGGUGCUAGCCCGACCCAGCACUCCUUGGCCCAGGCUUCCACUCAGACCUGUCCAGCGCUGGAUACGGCCAACAACAGCCAAGGUGGAGCAACGACAUCGCCAUCAGUGACCAGGGACCCCUGCUGCACUCUCAGUACAGAAACCUGCCAUGACAACCUGCGCUCUGUCUCCACGGAAACCUGCACUGCCGAGCACCACUGCUCUCCGGGUCAUGGAGCUCUGGUGCGUGGAAAGAAGGAUGCCCGGGAAGAGAUGGAUGAAGAGGAGGACAAAGAAGAUAAAGAGGAAGAUGACCAGGUGGGGAGGAGGGAGGCCCUGAAAGCCCUUUGUAAUAUAAUCUACAACAGUCAAAGGGCGCAAGAGAGGGUCAGCGCUCUGAGACUGCUCUCUGGUCUAUCUGACAAGCUGAAGCAGGGGAUCAGUGCCAAAGCUAUUCCCAGUGGUCAGUUUUAUGAACUACGGCUGCUCUUCCUGCUGACGGCUCUGAGACCAGAGCUCAGGGUGCAACUGCAGCAGGAGCGAGGGGUGUCCAUGCUGACUGCAGCUCUGGAGCAGUGUCUGUCUGCGCGGUGGGGGGAAGAGUACGAGGUGCUGAGUGACCACAGUGCGCCCCCUGUCUCUAAGGAGGUGUCACAGCGAGCUGUGGAGAUCCUCAAGACCCUGUUCAACAUCACAUACAGCUUCCACAGACAGGAGCCAGACGAGGAGGAUGCAGCUCUCUAUCGCCGCCUGGCUGCAGUGCUACGUCACUGCCUGCUGCUGACCUGUGACGGAGAAGAACUCACUGAGGAGAUACAGGGGCACACAGUGAAUGUGCUCUCUGCCCUACCCCUACAAUGUCUGGACGUGCUGCUGUCUGUGCGUCUGACGGAGGGUUCACAGGAGUGGGAAGGGGUCAACAUGGACACUGUCCACACCCUACUCACCUUCAUGGAGAGACGCCUGGACAGGGGUCAGAAGUUGAAGGAGAAACUGACUCCAGUCCUGAAUCUGUUGACUGAGAGCUGCCGCGCGCACCGCGAGACACGCCACUACCUCAGACAACAGAUCCUCCCCCCUCUGAGGGACGUGGCCUUGAGGCCGGAGCAGGGGGCCACAGUGAGGGGACGUCUGGUGCGCCUGAUGACCCACAUGGACACGGACAUCAAGCACUGUGCUGCCGAGCUCCUCUUCGUGCUCUGCAAAGAGAACGUGAGUCGUUUUGUGAAGUACACAGGCUACGGUAACGCAGCAGGUUUGCUGGCAGCGAGGGGCUUGCUGAGUGGAGGUCAGGUGACCCACGCCCAGUACUCUAGCGACUCAGACUCUGACACAGAGGAAUACAGGGAAGCUAAGGGGCGCAUCAACCCAGUGACGGGGAGGGUGGAGGAGGAGCAGCCAGACCCCAUGGAGGGAAUGACAGAGCGGGAGAAAGAGCAGGAGGCACUAAGACUCAUCAGCCUGUUCAACAGGCUCUCACGGGACAAGAUCAUCCAACCCGUGGGAGUGAUGACAGGGGGGGGACUGGAGCCCCUGUGUGGUCAGAUGAGGGGGAGCACUGUGGAAGAGGUGGAAUCAGAGGGGGAGAGUGAGGAAGAGAGGGAAAAGUAGGGAGGUUAGAAAAUAAAAGUGAGAGAUGGGAGGGUGAUUACAAGAAUUUACAGCAUAGGAUGGUGAAGAGACAGAAAGAGUAAGAGAGAUCGAGGUUGGUUUGUAUUUAUAUAGCACAGUUGUGGAAAAAGUACCCAAUUGUCAUACUUGAGUAAAAGUGAAGAUACCUUGAAAAUGACUGAAGUGAGUCACCCAGUAAAAAGUAUCUGGUUUAUCAAGUAUCAAAAGUCAAAUACAAUGCUAAAAAUACACUUAAGUGUCAAAAUUAAAGGUAAAUGUUAUAAAUCCUUUCAAAUUCCUUAUAUUAAGCAAACCAGACUGAACAAUUGAUUUGUAUUUAUUUAUGGAUAGCCAGGGACACACUCCAACAGUCAGACAUAAUUGACAAACGAAGCAUUUGUGUUUAAUUAGUCCACCAGAUCAGAAGCUGUAGGGAUGACCACGUGUUUUCUUGAUAAGUGUGUGAAUUGAAUUAGCAUUCGAAAUGUAACAAGUACUUUUGGGUGUCAGGGAAAAUGUAUGGGAGUCAAAAACUACAGAUUUUAUUUAGGAAUGUGGUGGAGUAAAAGUAAAAGUUGUAUAAAAUAUCAAGAAUAAAGUACCGAC
Oncorhynchus keta (chum salmon) is the source of this 3039-nucleotide messenger RNA. Its product is annotated as synembryn-A. Gene Ontology annotation, cellular component: cytoplasm; plasma membrane. Gene Ontology annotation, biological process: G protein-coupled receptor signaling pathway. The record is from RefSeq and is a predicted model, not a curated record. Gene Ontology annotation, molecular function: G-protein alpha-subunit binding; guanyl-nucleotide exchange factor activity. The transcript is spliced from 15 exons. The coding region runs from base 214 to 2433 and encodes 739 amino acids. NCBI's taxonomy places the organism in Eukaryota, Metazoa, Chordata, Actinopteri, Salmoniformes, Salmonidae.